This is a messenger RNA of Oncorhynchus nerka (sockeye salmon), 1882 nucleotides long. RefSeq names its product tumor necrosis factor receptor superfamily member 14-like. The transcript has 8 exons. Bases 1 to 804 code for a protein of 267 amino acids. Gene Ontology annotation, biological process: positive regulation of peptidyl-tyrosine phosphorylation; positive regulation of cytokine production involved in immune response; negative regulation of alpha-beta T cell proliferation. The record is from RefSeq and is a predicted model, not a curated record. Lineage: Eukaryota; Metazoa; Chordata; Actinopteri; Salmoniformes; Salmonidae. Gene Ontology annotation, molecular function: protein binding. Gene Ontology annotation, cellular component: external side of plasma membrane.
AUGGCUCAGUUUCAAAGCUUGAUAUGGAUAAUGAACCUAGCUAUCAUUUUGACACUUCUAAACAUUCAGCGCUCUAUUGCAUGUGGUAGAGCAGAGUACAGAACAGGUGAAAAAUGCUGUCCUGUGUGUUCACCAGGAAACCGGGUACAUAAACACUGUACAGAAUUUACAAGUACUUCCUGUGUCCCCUGUACCGACUCCACGUUCCUUGAUGAACCCAGUGGUCUUACAGCAUGCAUACCGUGCACAAACAACUGUGACCCAGGCUUUGGUUUGAAGGUAAAGCAGUCAUGUAGACCUUCAUCAGACACCGUCUGUGGGACACUGGAGGGGUUCUACUGUCUAGACCCAACUAAGGAUGGUUGUAGAGCAGCCCAGAGACACAGCAGCUGUAAACCUGGUCAAUACAUCAGUCACACAGGAACAAUAUCUACAGAUACUGUGUGUUCUGACUGUACUGGUGACACCUAUUCAAAUGGAUCAUUUACAUCCUGCCAGCCACACACACAAUGCGAUGUCUUGAAGCUUCAGCAAAUUAAACCUGGAACUCAUUGGUCCGACUCUGAAUGUGGACCACAGACCUCCCCUCCCAUAGCAAUAAUAUCUGCUGUGGUGGUGGUGGUGGUACUAGCUGUGAUAUCAGCAGUGACGGCAGUAGCUAUUAGAAGAAAAAUAAAAGAGAGGACUUUUCCAGAAACACAAAGCCCUACAGAGGUAUCAGACAGAGAGGGGACGUCAAUGCUGUUUGUGGGAACAAGAACAGAUUCAAGCAUCCAGGACAUUCAUCAGAACAAUCCAGUCUAAUGUGUGGUUCAUUGGCUUGAAAACUAGACUAGGCAGUAGGGCCCAAUUUCUGUCCACUACAUGGUGAAUGUGAUCUAGACUCUGUUUUUAAAUAAAAGUUGGAGGCUGGCACAUUUGUUUUGUGGUGUAAAGAUUAAAAAGGCCAUGACCUUGAUAGACAGCCUGUCUUCCAAUACUGGGGAUGAAGAUGGAAACCUUAGUAGGAGCCAGGUCUGUUCUGUUCUGGGAAAGGUCAGGUGUGUCCAUGAUUUCAAAUGGUCAGUCCAAGUCAGUUGACGGUAAUUGGAAUAAAACACAAAUGCCAAUUUGUAAGACACUGCACCUGGUCUUUGGAUGCUGGUGCCAGAUACAUUGAGCAAAUGCCCUUGAACUGAGGAAGUCUACAGAUCACAACAUCUCCAUGGACCUUAUGGAACUUGUGAUGUACUGUAGAUUCUGUUGACACAAACUGUGUAAAGGACAUACGAAUGACAUUUCCUGGACACUGGUAUGGGGGAAAAAUGGACUCUAGUUGUUGAGUUACCAUGGAUUUGUAUAAUCCCACAGAGUAAACAUCAAGAGUCAAUGGUGCAGUUCUUACGAUCCUCCUAAAAUAUAUAUUUUAUUGUCACACUGGGAUACGUGCUGUGAAAUGUGUUGUUUUACAGGAUCAGCCAUAGUAGUACUCUGACCCUGGAACAAAUUAGGGUUAAGUGCCUUGCUCAAGAACACAUUGACAGAUUCUUCACCUUGAUUGUAUAGUUAUUUGUGUUGUACAGUUCCUUUGUAUUUUGUAGGUAUUGUUUUAUAUGAUGCACAUUAUUCAUUGUUUUUGAUUCCAUGGGUUCAGUCUCUUCUAUUGAAUCCAUUUGCUUCUCUGUAAGUCAUGGGUUAUGCUUGUUUCACCAGCCAUCAGUGCUCAGCCUAUUGUUGCUGUAAGUCUAUUUCUGGUGACUGAUCCAAUGUCCCCUCUCGGGAUUAAGAAAUAGAGGAUCUGCAAUACAAUUAAGCCAGCUAACUUUCUUAUGUUCAAGUGUCCCAAUGACAUUAACUACAUUGUAAAAAUGCUAUUGAAUAAAGCAAAAUGUGAAAACUGCAA